Molecule: messenger RNA, 1644 nt
Organism: Ostertagia ostertagi
Lineage: Eukaryota; Metazoa; Nematoda; Chromadorea; Rhabditida; Trichostrongylidae
Source: the annotation of a GenBank genome assembly
AUGAAGGAGAAUUUGAUGUGUACUUUGGCACGUGGUUGCCAGCGCCCGCUCGAUGAGCAACGGUCAACGAACGAUCGCAAGUCGAAAAUCAUUUCCCAAAACGACACGAACGAAAUGAUGACAGAAGGUGUACUUCAGUUUCGUGAAAUUCGAAUUCCGGUUGACCCGAAUGAAUCCUUCUGUCUGAUGUCGAGCGCUCAGCACUUCAUUUCUGAAGACUAUGUAUGGGCCAUGGUCCCAAUCGUCCUAUGGAUCGCUGCUGUGAUCUACGGUACAAUCAACGUCGCUUCAGUAUUCUCUUCCCUAAGUCUUCGUCGUUCGUUCAAAGAGCUGACGAUGGAACGUCAUUCGCAACUGGACAUCCUAGACGUGUUUCGAGUACUCGCCAUCAUUUGGGUGAUGGUCAACCAUACCGGUAGCGAAGGACGAAUCGAUAUUCUUGAACGACUACCGUCAGCUGAGAAAUUCAAGCAUGCAAUGCACAAUCAUCCAAUAUUCGGUGCAUUGCUAGGCAAUUCGGCACUUGGCGUCGAGAUCUUCCUCGUGCUUUCCGGACUGCUAUGCGCCCGAACGUGGCUGAGGAAAGCUGAUCAGCCCUUCGCCCGUCAUUACAGGACAUUCUUGAUUCGAAGAAUUCUUCGACUUCUUCCAUCAGUCCUUUUCUUCAUGUAUAUAUUCGCAGGUCCCAUCACGAAACACUUCUUGCCGAGAUUCCAUUCUUCCAUGAUUUCUGCAUGUGGCGCAACGGGAAUCACAUCACAUCUCGCACUUCUGGGCAACUGGCAAUCCACGCCCACCUGUCUGGGUUAUUUGUGGUAUAUCGGACUGGAUAUGCAACUCUAUAUCAUGGCCCCGUUCCUGCUACACACCCUCUACAAACAACCUGCUAUGGGGAAAAUGCUCUGCGUGAUACUGAUCACCAUGUCAAUGUUCAUUCGAGCAGGAUACUGUAGCUCAUAUGGUGUCUGCCACAAGAGUGAUGUAGAUAUACCGUUCAUCUCGUAUCCUGGACAAGAUCCGGCAACAUUGAGCAGCAUCUAUGGCGGUUUAUGGGAGAUGUACUCUCGUCCGUAUACGAAAUGCGGUCCGUUCAUACUUGGGAUGUUGCUAGGAACCGCCAGCAUGAGUUUGAAACCCUGUCUGAACCGUCACAAGUCACGUUGCAUUGCGAGUGCAUUCUUCGGGCUCUCAGUCGCAGUAAUCUACGCGAUUCUGCCACAAUACUGGUUCGGUGACCAACUACAAUACUACAACCUCUACUAUACCGCAACAUUCCGCACCGUUUUCGCCAUUGGAAUAUGCGGAAUGAUAUGGGCAAUCAUUUCACGGUCAGAGAGCAAAUCUACCUCUGUUAUAUGGUCGAUACUGGCUCGUCUCACAUACAGCGCCUACCUCCUUCACAUGCCUAUCGUCUACCUCUUCAACAAUUUACAAUUCCUUCAGGAUGCCGAAAGUGCCAUCGAGUUGUUGGUGGUUGUUCCGUUCGUGGCUUUAUUAAGCUUCACCGCAGCAUCGGUAUUAUAUUUCUUCGUUGAAUCCCCCGUUGGAUAUGUCACUUCCACCUACCUAGAGCAAAUAGAUGGUGUUUUAAUAUACUUCCUUGGUAGAUUUAAGAACGCUCUGAAAUCCGCUCUUCUCCGAUAA